Messenger RNA from Electrophorus electricus (electric eel), 564 nucleotides. It is a transcript of the gene snrpd1, whose product is annotated as small nuclear ribonucleoprotein D1 polypeptide. The record is from RefSeq and is a predicted model, not a curated record. NCBI's taxonomy places the organism in Eukaryota, Metazoa, Chordata, Actinopteri, Gymnotiformes, Gymnotidae. Gene Ontology annotation, biological process: RNA processing; spliceosomal snRNP assembly. Gene Ontology annotation, molecular function: RNA binding.
ACAGUUAUCUGCGUUUUACCAGCGUUUUGUUACUUUGGUCGUUUACGCUACAAUUUUUUAUUACAUAGGUGGAGGGUUUUCCAGUGAAAUCCACUACCACGAUGAAACUCGUUAGAUUUUUGAUGAAAUUGAGCCAUGAAACGGUCACUAUUGAGCUGAAAAAUGGCACCCAGGUCCAUGGCACCAUCACAGGUGUGGACGUCAGCAUGAAUACCCACCUGAAAGCGGUGAAGAUGACCCUGAAGAACAGAGAGCCCACCCAGCUAGAGUCCCUGAGCAUCCGUGGCAACAAUAUCCGCUACUUCAUCCUGCCAGACAGUCUUCCACUCGACACCCUGCUGGUGGACAUAGAGCCCAAAAUCAAGUCGAAGAAGAGGGAGGCAGUGGCUGGUCGUGGCCGGGGAAGAGGACGGGGGCGUGGUCGAGGGAGGGGCCGUGGAAGAGGUGGACCUAGGAGAUGAACCUGUUCAGCAUCUUUUUUUUUCCCGUGUACAGGAGUUUUCUCUGAAAAUAUUGUUUCUCUCCUUUGUUUUGUAUAUUAAACUCUAUUUGCCUUUUGAAAAA